Molecule: messenger RNA, 1559 nt
Organism: Elaeis guineensis (African oil palm)
Lineage: Eukaryota; Viridiplantae; Streptophyta; Magnoliopsida; Arecales; Arecaceae
Product: uricase-2 isozyme 2
Biological process (GO): urate catabolic process; purine nucleobase catabolic process
Cellular component (GO): peroxisome
Molecular function (GO): urate oxidase activity
Source: RefSeq, a predicted model, not a curated record
UUUUGAGGGCACUGAAGAUUGAGAAUUUUUUUUUGACUCUCUUCUAUUUAUCAAGAUCCGUAGCUAGCACGGGUUAUUUGUUGGUUUAGUCAAUAACGCUAGCGUAAACAAAUGGGGUGGCUCCCACGUGUCUGGUCUCGGCUUUCCUCUAAAGUGAGCUUCUGGAACUGGGAAUUAAUCUGUACUUUUCUUAAAUAUCCGUAUAAUUAAAUUAUGCGGAGCCUCUGCCGUCUAGUUACGUGGUCGAGGGUCACCGAACUACGAGCAAGUGGACGGAAGACAUUAUAGUCGGCAUACAAUUCUCUAUGCGGAACCCGGCUCACCAUAUAUAUAAAGCUAAGCCCUGGUGGUGGCAUCUUCACUUCUUCAAAAUAGAACGAAAGAAGGGAAGAAAUUUUUGCCAUGGCCGGGGGUUUCAAGCUCGAUCAGAAGCACGGAAAGGCAAGGGUGAGGGUUUCUAGGGUUUGGAGGAGGAUCGCUAGCGCCGGCGGUGGUGAUGUCAUCGUCGAAUGGAACGUCAGCGUCAGCCUCGACUCCAAUUGCCAUCCCGCCUACACCGCCGGCAACAACUCCGCCAUCGUCGCCACCGAUACCAUGAAGAACACGGUUUAUGCCAAGGCGAAAGAGUGCUCCGAGGUCGUCUCGAUGGAGAGCUUCGCUGUUCUUCUCGCAAGGCAUUUCACGGCGUUCUAUCCAGAGGUCACGGCUGCCACCGUCAAUAUUGUUGAGAAGCCUUGGGAGCGUGUGGUGGUGGACGGGCAACCCCAUUCACAUGGAUUUAAACUUGGGUCUGAGAAGCAUAUGACUGAAGUAACAGUGAGCAAGUUUGGUGCUUUGAGCAUAACCUCAGGAGUUCAAGGAUUGGCCCUACUAAAAACAACGAAGUCAGGUUUUGAAGGGUUUGUAAGGGACAAUUACACGCUUCUUCCAGAAACAAGGGAAAGAAUGGUAGCAACAGAAGUCACUGCUUCUUGGAGGUAUCCUUUUGAACAUGUUUCCGAUAUUCCUGCUAAGCCAUUUUGUUUCACAGAAAGAUACGAAGGUGUGAAGAAAGUUCUGGUUGAUACCUUCUUUGGUCCACCAGAUGUGGGAGUUUACAGUCCAUCCGUUCAGAACACACUCUUCCUUAUGGCAAAAGCUGUUCUGAGCAGGUUCCUUGACAUAGUAUCAAUUCAGCUCAGAAUGCCAAACCUCCACUUUUUACCAGUCAAUUUAUCCAGCAAGGAAAACCCAGACAUGGUGAAGUUUGCUGAUGAUGUCUAUAUGCCGACUGAUGAGCCACAUGGUACCAUAGAAGCAACACUGAGCCGCACCAUGUCCAAGAUGUAGACAUUGAUGGCGGCCCUUUAUUGAACACUAAAUUGCUACAUGACUGAUGUUGUAUGGUCACCUGCUUCUCUUUGGGAUUUAGAGAUUACAUCAAUUUAAUAAUGCUUUAUAUUGAAGGGUGAGAUCUCAUCCACACUUGGUUAAGACAAUACCAGGGGCCACCCCCCGCAAACCAUAUGCAGAUUUGGAUAAAAUAACGUCACCGUAAAUAUUUUCAACUCUCAAGUUUU